AUGCCAGCCAAAGUAGCUCUCGUCACAGGCUCGUCGGCCGGGCUUGGCGCUGCUAUUGCCAAAGCGCUGUCUCGCGACUAUCGGAUAGUCGUCAACUACCACUCCGACCUGUCAAAAGCACAGAAGGUCGUUGAGGAAUGUACACGAGCACUCGAAGAAGAUGGCACUAGCAUGACCCCACGAUCCCAUAUCGUAAAGGCAGAUAUCUCCGUCAGGUCCGAUAUUAUCAAGCUGGUCGAGGAGGUCAUGACAGUCAUGGGCAGAUUGGAUGUGGUGGUCAGCAAUGUGGGAUGGACACGCAUCGUCAAGUUUUCUGACCUUGAGCAAAACAUGAACGAUGAAGACUGGGACAGAUGUUUUUCCCUCAACGUGAAGUCACACCUGUGGUUAUUUCACGCCGCUCGACCUUACGUGCAAGCAAACUCAGAUGGAGGGAGCUUUCUUGUGGUGGCUAGCCUGGCUGGAGUCGUUCCAGCUGGCAGCUCCAUACCUUAUUCGGUCUCCAAAGCAGCUGCUAUACAUCUAUCGAAAUGCCUUGCAUCGUUCCCGGAACAGGUGGUAGAGUCUAUGAGAGACAAAACCAUCCUGAAAAGAGUCGUUGAUCUUGACGAUGUGGCCAACCUCGCCAAAACCGUUGUGCUCAACGGGAGCUUGACAGGACAAAACUUUACCAUAGACUGUGGGAUUGCGCUAUAG
Messenger RNA from Exophiala xenobiotica, 696 nucleotides. RefSeq lists its product as uncharacterized. NCBI's taxonomy places the organism in Eukaryota, Fungi, Ascomycota, Eurotiomycetes, Chaetothyriales, Herpotrichiellaceae. Gene Ontology annotation, molecular function: oxidoreductase activity. The transcript has 2 exons. The record is from RefSeq and is a predicted model, not a curated record. Bases 1 to 696 code for a protein of 231 amino acids.